UGCUCUGCUCGGCGUUUGCGAGCGAGCAGCUUGGACAGAACCAGGAAGUGGAAAGGAGAGUUGAUUUCAGACAAGGAGCAGAUGUGUUGCUUUUUCCACGGGGUUCAUACAUUUACACAAAAGCAACAGUUGCGCAAUUAAUGCUAUGUUACCUUGUUUCCUUUUUAAUUUAGCUAGCACCAGUAGGGUAAGUGAACGAGUUAACUGAGACGAAUACCCACGAGUUGCGGUUCAGUAAAAAAAAAACAACUACAGUACUCGACUAUCACUAAUACAGAGUUGUAUUACAACAAAAGACACUAGAAUGGAAUGGGUGUGCCAAGUGUUCUUGUACUUCCGUUGUAUGCCCAGUGCUGGUUUGGCCGCCACGAUGGCGAUCAGAAUCCAGAAACAUUGCAUCCUUGGCACACUGCUCAGUCAUUAAUAGACGAUCCAAACGACUAGAUUUGUCAUUUUUCAAGUUCCCUAAAAACAAAACCAGAAUGGAGGGAUUCAAGACCCCCCAGAUGUCCAGAAUGAGGAGCUUUGGAAGUGGAGGAGGAGGAACUCCCAUCAACAUCCCAGCCUCUCCUUUCAUGAAGAAGCUGGGCUGUGGGACAGGAGUCAGCGUCUACCUCAUGGACAGAGCGGGGAAACUGAAUGCGUCUCCCUGGGCUAUCAAGAAGAUCAACAGCAAAUGCGCCAGCAAACAGGUGCAACUUUACCAGAAGCGUCUGAACGAGGAGGCUGAGGUCCUGAAAGGAAUCAACCAUCCCAACGUUGUUGGGUUCCGUGCUUUAGUCACGGCCAAGGACGGAUCCAAGUGUCUGGCCAUGGAGUUCGGAGGAGAGAAGUCCCUCAAUGACCUCAUCGAGAAGAGGAAGGAAGAAGGCCUGCUGGCGUUUCCCGCCGCCCGCAUUGAGAAAGUGGCGCUUCAUGUCGCCCGGGGUCUGCAGUAUCUUCACAACGAGAGGAGGCUGCUGCACGGAGACAUGAAGUCUGGCAAUGUGGUCAUCAAGGGCGACUUUGAUGCGGUCAAGAUCUGCGACGUGGGCGUGUCCCUUCAACUGGACGAGAACAUGAGAGUGUCUGAUCCAGAGGCGGAGUACGUCGGCACAGAACCCUGGAACCCAAAGGAGGCCUUGGAGGAGGGCGGCGACAUCACAGACAAGGCUGACAUCUUCUCCUACGGCCUGACCCUGUGGGAGAUGAUGACCCUGGCCAUGCCUCAUCUGGACAACCCGGGGGUUGAUGAUGAGGAGGAGGAGGGUGAAGAGGACUCGAUGGAGGAGAGCUUUGACGAGGAUGCCUACUACGCCAGGCUGGGGACGAGGCCCGCCCUGGACGCCGAGGCUCUGGGCGACUGUUACAGGAGGAUGGUAGAGCUCUUCUACGUGUGCACAGAGGAGGACCCCAAGAAGAGACCCUCAGCCGCCCAAAUCGUGAAGGCGCUGGAGAGCAACGCCCCGCUAGAAAAAACGGCAGCAGCCACUGAGGUUUGAUUGUCCAAAACCAAAUUACUCAUGUACGUGGAUGUCAGUCUGCUCUUUUUUUGUUUUCCUAUCUUUCCUGUCUUAUAUAUUGUCCUUAGUUUUGCCACAAAGCAACAAUGUUAUCUCGCUUUUAACAGCUCCUGUAUACUGUACAUCUCAUUUCCUUCCAAUGGUGUAUGUCGGCAUUGUCAAAAAAAAAACAAGUCCAGUGGAUUAAAACAUGUUUAUUAAAACUAUUUACAACGUAAUUUCAAAACUGUACUUUUUUUCUUUUCCAAAUGCAGACCUGCCAACCUGUACACAUUUUUCAUACACGCCCCCUCGUGCAUAGCAUGCACCUUCAAAUAAAAUCUAACCUAUUACAUCAUUU
Molecule: messenger RNA, 1842 nt
Organism: Dunckerocampus dactyliophorus (ringed pipefish)
Lineage: Eukaryota; Metazoa; Chordata; Actinopteri; Syngnathiformes; Syngnathidae
Gene: pbk
Product: PDZ binding kinase
Exons: 7
Coding region: 483-1481 (332 amino acids)
Biological process (GO): protein phosphorylation
Molecular function (GO): protein serine/threonine kinase activity; ATP binding
Source: RefSeq, a predicted model, not a curated record